AUGGUGAUUGUUGGAGGGCCUGAUCUGUCGCCAGUGCGCGCUGUCGCGGCGUCGGCUGCGGUCGCCAAACCCAAGACUGAGCGCAAAAAGGUGACCAUGGCGAUGAAGACCCCUGUGCCGCCGGCUCCGAAGCCCUCUGCGCCUGUUCCUAGUCCAGUUGCUGCUCUGUCUGCUCCGGUUGCUGCCGCUGUUCCUCUGGCUCCUCCCGUUGAGCCUCCGGUGUCUUUCCCAGCUGUGAUUGUCGCUCUGCCUGUUCCCGUCCCAGACGCACCCGUUGCGCCGCCCACUGCUGUCUCCGCCGUGCCGUCUCCAGUUGUUGCUUCGUCGCCGCAGGUGGCGUCCGCCACCACUAGCAACGAGGCACCGGUUGGGGUGCCCUUGGUGGCGGAUCCGUCUGUGCCUGCCGUUCCACAUACGGUCCCUAGCGGACAGCAGUUGCGCCCCCAGUCGCCGGAUCUCCGCUCGUCUCGCCCUCAUUCUCCCGCACCACGCCAGGAGCGGGAGUUGUCGCGACGCCGACCUCCUGCUCCCGCUGCCUCGGCUCCUGCUCCUGGGUCUCACCUUCGUCUGCCGCCGGUUCCGCCAGUGGCGGGUGUAGAGUUUGUGGCUGCGGGAGGGGGAGUGGCGAGGGUGCAGUACCCUCCUCUCAUCGCUGGUGGUCCUGCAUCUCUUGCUGCCAAAGAGCCGCUUCUGUUAUUGGUGGAGGCGCUUCAGCCUCCGCAGGCCCAUGUUCCCGAGGCGAUGCUAGGCCAGCUCUUCCACUUUGCGGAUAGCCUUCACGCAUUGCUGCUGAUUCAGGUGCUGGCUCACUCGUCGCUCCCUGCGAUUCCCUCCGAAUCGUUCCAUGACGGUCCGCAUGAUGUUUGCUUGGACGCGGCAGACCAGCUCGCGCUGCUGCUGGCACCUGUACUGGUUGCGCCCUUAGAGGGUGGCGUUGUGGCUGCGGGACAGCUUGACGAGGCUGUCCGGAGCUUGAGGCGACACUUGCGCGCAGGUUCUGGAGCCGCCGCGAUUGGCGCAAGCACGCUUGUGGUCCAGGACCUGUGGCGGACAUUGACGGGCGUUCUUCACGCCCUUGGAGCUCACCGCAUGUAG
Closterium sp. Naga37s-1 is the source of this 1095-nucleotide messenger RNA. NCBI's taxonomy places the organism in Eukaryota, Viridiplantae, Streptophyta, Zygnematophyceae, Desmidiales, Closteriaceae. The record is from the annotation of a GenBank genome assembly.